Molecule: messenger RNA, 2760 nt
Organism: Nerophis lumbriciformis (worm pipefish)
Lineage: Eukaryota; Metazoa; Chordata; Actinopteri; Syngnathiformes; Syngnathidae
Source: RefSeq, a predicted model, not a curated record
AUGGAGGCGUUCGGCGGCAGUUUGGACGACAGCGUGUCGGGCGCGAGCGCGUCGGACGUCCACGACCGUCUGUGCGCGCUGGAGCUUCGCGUGCAGCAGCAAGAAGACGAAGUGACGGUGAUGAAGGCGGCGCUGGCCGACGUUCUUCGCCGAUUGGCCGCUUCCGAAGACUCCUCCAAAGCCGUCAAAGGCGCGGCCUCGUCCAACACGUGCGUGACUAACGGAGGGACGGCGCGAAAGAGAGACUCCAGGAAGGAAACGCUCUCGUCCGCCGCUAAGAGCGGAGCGUCCGAUUUGAAAAAGGAGGCGUCGGCGGAGGAGAGCCGUCAGCGGGAGGAAGCUCCUCCCCCUCAAAGCCCGCAGAGGAGCAGGCACGGGGACGCCAGUAAAAACCAGCCGACCCCGAAAAGGGCUCCCAGGCGUUCCCAUAGCGGCGCGUGGGACACGGGCGAGGACGGGCGAAGCGUCCUGGCGAAAGCAGCGUCCACCUCCAGGCUGCUCACCAAAGUGGUCAAGAAUGCUGACAGGCCCAAAGAUGUGGCGGUCAGUCAAGCAGCCAAAAUGUCCACCAGGGAGAAAAACAGCCAAGCGGAGGGAAACCACAUCAAGAUGUUCAUGCGCGGACGCCCCAUCACCAUGUUCUUGCCGUCCGACGUGGAAAACUACGACGAGGUCCGCACCGAACUUCCCUCGGAGAAGCUGAAACUGGAAUGGGUCUAUGGCUACCGAGGGCGAGAUUGCCGAGCCAACGUGUAUUUGCUGCCCACCGGCGAGAUGGUUUACUUCAUCGCGUCGGUGGUGGUCCUCUUCAACUACGACGAACGCACACAGCGUCACUACCUGGGCCACACCGACUGCGUCAAAUGUCUCGCCGUCCACCCUGACAAGAUUCGCAUCGCCACGGGACAAAUUGCCGGAGUGGACAAAGACGGAAGGGCCGUGCAGCCGCACGUUCGCGUUUGGGACAGCGUCAGCCUGUCCACGCUGCAAGUGCUAGGUUUGGGAACCUUCGAGAGAGGCGUGGGCUCCUUGGCCUUCUCCCGAGCCGACUCGGGUCAGCACCUGAGCGUGAUUGACGACUGCAACGACCACAUGUUGACCGUUUGGGACUGGCAGAAGAAGUCCAAGAUGGCUGAGAUCAAGACCACCACCGACGUGGUCUUGGUGGUGGACUUCCACCCCACGGAGCCAAACACCAUCAUCACCUGCGGAAAGUCGCACAUCUUCUUCUGGGCUUGGAGCGCCAACUCCUUGGCUCGGAAGCAGGGCAUCUUCGGGAAAUAUGAGAAGCCCAAGUUUAUCCAGUGCGUGGCCUUCCUGAGCAACGGCGACAUUCUGACCGGGGACUCGGGCGGUGUCCUCCUGGUCUGGACCAGAAACGCCGCCACCGAGACUUCUGGGAAAGGUCCGCGAGCCUUCCAGAUCAGUCGGCAGGUGAAAGGUCACGAGGGCAGCGUCUUCUGCUUGUGCCAGAUGAGGAACGGCGCCGUGCUGAGCGGAGGAGGAAAAGACCGCAAAGUCAUCCUUUGGGACGCCCACGUCCGAGCCGAGCGCGACAUCGAGGUACCGGAUCAGUACGGCAGCAUCCGGGCGGUGGCCGAAGGGAAAGGAGACCAGUUCUUGGUGGGCACCUCGCGAAACUUCAUACUCCGAGGAACCUUCCACGAUGGCUUCACGGUGGAAGUGCAGGGCCACACGGACGAGCUGUGGGGCUUGGCGUCGCACCCGUCCAAGCAUUUGUUCCUGACGUGCGCUCAGGACCGGAUGGUGUGUCUGUGGAAUUCCACCCAUCACAAGCUGCAGUGGAGUCGCAGCGUGGAGGAACACGGCCACUGCGCCGACUUUCAUCCCGGCGGAGGCGUGGUCGCCAUAGGAACGCACUCGGGAAAGUGGUUCGUGCUGGACGCCGAGACCGCCGAUCUGGUGGCCAUCCACACAGACGGCAACGAGCAGCUGUCCGUCAUGCGCUUCUCGGCAGACGGCGCCCUGCUGGCGGUGGGGUCUCAUGACAACUUCAUCUACGUGUACAAUGUAACCGAGCGCGGGCGCAAGUACAGCCGCUACGGGAAAUGCUCUGGCCACUCCAGCUACAUCACGCACUUGGACUGGUCGCCUGACAACAAGUUCAUCAUGUCCAACUCGGGAGACUACGAAAUUCUCUACUGGGACGUUCCCAACGGCUGCAAGUACAUCCGAAACCGUUCGGAGUGCAAGGACAUCGACUGGGCCACGUACACGUGCGUUCUAGGCUACCACGUCUUUGGCGUGUGGCCGGAGGGCUCGGACGGGACCGACAUCAACGCCCUGGUGCGCUCGCACAAUCGCAAAGUUCUGGCUUUGGCCGACGACUUCUGCAAAGUUCACCUCUUCUCUUACCCUUGCUCCACGUUCAAGGCUCCCAGUCACAAGUACAGCGCUCACAGCAGUCACGUGACCAACGUCAGCUUCCUGUUCGAUGACGCUCACCUGAUAUCCACGGGCGGCAAGGACACCAGCAUCCUGCAGUGGCGACUGGUCGACAAGAACAACCCGAGCGAGCCCGUCCGCUCGGCGCCCCCCGCCGAACCCUCCGCCCAGCCUUUUUCUGAAUCGGCGCCGACCUCCGCACCGUCGGAGGUUGACGGUGCGGAAGAAGACGGCGCAGAGGUCGACGGUACCGAAGUCGGCGCCUCAGAGGUUGACGGCGCCUCAGAGGUUGAGGGUGCGGAGGUCGGCGACGCUCCGCCGCCUCUGGCGGACGUCGGCGCUCUCGCUGUCUGA